Molecule: messenger RNA, 561 nt
Organism: Rotaria sp. Silwood1
Lineage: Eukaryota; Metazoa; Rotifera; Eurotatoria; Philodinida; Philodinidae
Source: the annotation of a GenBank genome assembly
AUGGAUCCAGGCUCUGAUGAAACAUCAUCCGAUGAAACUGAAAGUACAAAUAGUACAAAUAGUUCUGAAGAACUUGAUAACAACAGUUCUGAAGAUAAUGAACCACUAAACGAAGAAUUUGAUCAAACUUCAAUCGAUUCGGGACUGAAAUGGUUAAACUCCCCUGUUCGUGUUUAUCUUGAUUCAUUUUCAAACAGUCUUAUCAUUGUCAAUCAUAUAGCCAAUAAUAUUGUUCGUUGGCCAUUAGGUGCCACCAGUUGGGCACUGCCCGCUGGUGAUAUCAAUGGAAAUCAAGAAAAUAAUGCAACUACGUUAUAUCAUCCAACAGAUGUGAUUUUUGAUCCUAUGGGUAAUAUGUAUGUUGCUGAUAGAGAAAAUCAACGAAUGCAAUUAUUUAUGAAUGGACAAACAGAAGGAAUAACAAUUGCUGGAGUAACAGAUGUAAGUGAUAGUAAUUCUACAUUGUUGCAUAGCCCCUGGUCGGUAGAACUUGACAGUCAACUCAAUUUAUAUGUUGCCGAUUCAGGUAAUCAUAGAAUACAAAAGUUUUUACGAUAUUGA